AUGAAACAUUCUAAGGCAAGGAAUGUUAUUGAGAGAUGUUUUGGACUAUUAAAAGGAAGGUGGGGUAUUCUUAGGACCCCAUCCUUCUUUCGAAUACGUACUCAUGGGCGUAUAGUUCAAGUAUGUGUACUAUUACACAAUCUUAUUCGAAAACAUAUGCCAACAGAUUACACAAUGUAUUGGGAUUCCGAUAGUGAAGAAGGUGAAAGUGAUGAUGAGGGCCUAGAUGAUGAAGUUGAGUUGAUUACUCAAAUAGCUACUACGGAUGCUUGGACUACUUAUCGGAAUAACUUAGCACAAAAUAUGUUUAAUAAUUGGAGACUUAGUCAUAGUAGCCAAACAUAA
Molecule: messenger RNA, 345 nt
Organism: Amaranthus tricolor (Joseph's coat)
Lineage: Eukaryota; Viridiplantae; Streptophyta; Magnoliopsida; Caryophyllales; Amaranthaceae
Exons: 1
Coding region: 1-345 (114 amino acids)
Source: RefSeq, a predicted model, not a curated record